AUUUCAUGUCGUUGCAAGGGCGGAUUUAUACGAGCGCCAUUACUUUCAGUUUAAUCUUUCUUCAUUAUCCGGCAAACUCUUGUCCUGAAUUUUGUACAGACAUGAGCGAAGGUGGUUUGCAACCCAACUCCAAUCCCUUUCUUACCCUUUUCGGUUCUGGAAACGCCGUUGAAAAUGCCGACGGUGUGCGGAUCCCGUCGACCACUACAAUUUCGAAGUGUGACUCGCAAAACGAUGAUUUGACUUUGGCUCAAUCGGUAGCCAGGAUGACACCGGAUGAGUGCAAGAUGAAUGACUUCUUAGAGUCGGUAUUCUUGUUCUCAAUUUCGAAAAUGAGUAGGGAAGGUCAGCAUUUCCAAGAUGAUAACCUCAAGGUUCGAUUGGAGCAAGAUACACAAUCCCCUCUGACUGUGGAGUCAAUCGAAGUUCUGUUGUUCGAUCGGCUGCUGAUGUCAGAGGAACAAUUGAAUCGGUCUCUGGUGUCCGCAAGGGGAGAAGAAAUUGCUUCGCCAUCAGCUCCGUGUGCUGCUAGUGAGAAGAAGGCCUUGAUAUACCUUACGAGGUGCUUUCAGCGUCUUCAAGAGCAACGUCGAGGAGCUCCAUUUUUGUCGGACGACGACUUGAACCGACUAGAAGUCAUGAUAUGCCAAAGUGUAGUCACGGGAUUCGAAGAAGAUGGAAUAUACCCGGGACACGACGUAGAAACCCAGUUUGCUGACAUGGUGCACGAGUAUUUCAAAGAAAUGUGGUUCAUUCAUUUCGCAAACUUACUGUAUGAUCGCGCCGUCAACGCCGCUAACGAUGACACGUUAGCGAAGAAGAUUUGGUCUGCACCCCUUAGUAAAUUGAGAAAAAUCUGCGCCGAAGCAACUUCAAGUAACAUUCCAUCAAAGCUGGUAUUUGACUUACUCCAUUUCUACGCAAGUGACGCAAAAUUCGGGAAAAUGCUGAUUUCAUUCAGCACACCAAGAAUUCAAGGCAGUCAGCAGGACCCACAUCUUGGUCGACGCUACAUGCAAACUUUAUUUGGUUCCAUUCUAUCACUCUCCGUCUUACCUCGACAAGAAAUAGGUCCCUACGAAUUUUUCCAAGAGCCAAGUUCUAUGCACUUGUCAACACUAUCAUCUGUUGAGCGAACUGUUCACACAGAUUUACAGAGCCUCCAAGCUAACCUCCAUGAUGUAUGGAAAAAACUCCUGACUUGCUCAAAAGAAACUCGCGGGAUGCUGUUAUCUUGGAUUGGUGAUUGCCUUCUGGCAAACAAGGGAAGAAAUUCCAUUGCGUACCUGCAGCCGACAUCUUUUGUUGGUGUCCAGUUUGUUUCUGACGGUUUUAUGUUGAACUUGGGCGCCAUAUUGCUUCAGUUAUGUGUGCCUUUUGUGAGGUACUUCCCAAAUCCUAAAAUAAGGAAAGCAAAUCCCUGGUACUGUUACUUCAGUGGGGCAGAGAAAGACUCCUGCGAUAAGUAUGGAAUCCACGCAUACAGACUGAACCAGGAAACGCCUCUAGUAUCAAGUGAUGACACCUUAAAGGAAAGAAUUUGUGAGGGAGAGUUUUCGUUUAUUUCCGAUUGCUUCUUCUUGACCCACAUGGCGAUGAGUCUGGGGUUUUCCGUCUGCUGGGACAAGUACACGAAAAUGUUUCACGACUUAGGACGCUUGCAGCAUGUGCAUCGCGAAGCAAGAGACUCGAAUUCCCAAGAUCAAGCUCGUAUUCGGAUGUUGAAGGAACAUAUUGAGCGAGGAAUGACGAGAUACUUGUCUCUAAGGGCGGCGUUGCUGGAGCCACGUUGCUUGGAGAACAUGAUGGAUUUUGCUAUAUCAACUUCUUAUUGGCUUGUGCAAAUAGCUACGGGCGACGUAAAAAUAAACCCCGAAGGCCUCGUGGAUGCUGCUCUCACGAUUACGGACCACGAUAUUGAGUUUCCUCUUCCAGAUGUAGUUGAUGAAGUUCUGCAUUCAAUUCCUGAAUUUGUGGCAAACAACAUUAUCGACUUGCUGAUCUGUAUUCGAAGGUCGGAUUCAAGGUCUAAUUUUGCUGGUCGAUCUCUGGAAGAAAUUCUGACCUUCGUUCUCGUUUUCAUGGGAUCGCCGAAGCGAAUGAAGAACCCGCACUUCCGAGCAAAGCUAGCAGAAUGUCUAGAAGCUUUGCUACCCAUUAAUGACGACAAAAGUUUUGGUCCCGAUCAAGGUGGGGGCUACUUUCCGAUGCUGACGAGGGCAGCGUUGUUCACAUCACAUCCUCACAUCAGACAGCUUGUCCCUUGUCUGUUGAAUGUCUUUGUUUCCAUCGAAGUAACCGGCCAGUCCGUUGCCUUCGAAGAAAAGUUCAAUUAUCGGAAGCCCAUGUACACGAUCAUGAAGUUUGCGUGGGAAAAAGAUGUGCACAAGAACGUUUUCGAAUCUAUGGCUCGGGAAACAUUGCACAACAUGGAAAACGUUGAACCGCCGUUGCUGCUGCGCUUUCUUAAUUUACUCAUGAACGACGCUAUAUUCUUGUUGGACGAAGCUCUGAAUUACAUGUCAAACUUGAAGACAAUGCUACAUGCUAGAGAAGCUGGGGAAUGGGAUUCUCUGGCUCCAGCCGCGCGAGCAGAAAACGAGUCCAAUGUGUCGCAUGUCGGGUUGCUUGCAAGAUUCCACAACGUCAUGGGACGAGCGACAAUCAAUGUAUUAUCCAUGAUCAAUGAAAGUGAUGCUGUGAGACGAGUUUUCUGUCAUCCUACGCUUGUGGACAGGAUUGCAGCUAUGCUCAACUAUUUUCUUCUGCAUCUCGUCGGUCCGAAAAAAUCUAACUUCAAGGUGAAGGAUAUGAACGAAUAUGAAUUUAAGCCUGCGGAAAUCGUCACCGAAAUCUGCAAAUUGUAUCUGAAAUUUUCGGACUCGACCGAAAUCCACGCCGCGGUGGCUGAUGAUGGAAGAUCGUACAGUGAUGAUCUCUUUAAACAAGCUGAAGACGUUUUAAUAAAAAUCCAUCGCAUGGAUCUAGUUCCGGGCAUCCAAUCUCUGUCUCAGAAGAUUCGCGCGCGAAGCGCAGAGAAAAAAAUUGAAGACGAGCUAGUCGCCGAUGCUCCGGAAGAGUUCCUGGAUCCGAUAAUGUCUACUUUAAUGAAGGACCCUGUCAGACUUCCCACAUCCGGAAAUAUUGUCGAUAGGCCCACAAUAGCGCGACAUCUUCUUAGCGAUCAGUCAGAUCCUUUCAACAGGCAGCCCUUGACCAUGGACAUUGUGGAGCCGGUCAAUGAUCUCCGCGAAAGAAUCAAAGUAUGGAUAAAUCAAAGGCUGAGUCAGCGUUGCGAUGAAAAUUAGGAAUCAUCCUCGGCUGGUUCGGUUCCAAUUCACUAUUUUCCGACUCACGACAAAAUGAUGACCUCAUCGAUGUAUAAUCAACAGAGUUUAUUGGUCACGGCUGGGUUGUGUUGGUGCACGUGAAUUCUCGCCUUUUUGUGUGCCGAACUCGAUUUAACGUGGAGGAAAUCUCGUAAUUCGCACCAUUUUUACCGAAUUUUCCUGCCUUUUUUUUUGAAAAAAAAGAAGCAUGGAUUAAACUCGCGUGCGCUCGCUGGUGGGAUGACGCUCUCUUAACCAUUUAUGUGUAUUUUUGUACACGAACUACAGAAUAUCUUGAUUUUCGCGAUUAUUUCGGGUUAUUUUCUUGUGGAAGUCUUACUUCUUGUCUCGUUCGCUUUUCGUGCAUCCUUGCGUCUCUAAUUAAAAACUGCAGAAGCAGUGAAUUGUAAACAUUUUGAUAGUAAAAUGUUUUUGACAUUCCUGCGUAAAUUGGCUGCGUAGGAUGUCAUGAAAGUUGCAAAAAGUAAAGAAGUAGUCAUCCGCUUCUCGAUUGUCUACGUUGGGAAAUGCUAAUCAUUUUUCUUUUUUUUUUAAAUCAUCUGGAGUGGUGUACAAUUACUUCCCUGUGCAAUUGAGUCGGUCAAAAGUUUUUUGUAACGUGGUGGUGUUUUUUUCUUGUCGGAAUCUGUCGAAAGUUAAUGUCAUGAUUCCUUAGUUGAAGUUUUUUCAAAGAUGGGAUUCGUUAGUCAACCUGUGACGUGGCUGUGUAUUUCCCGUGCGUGGAAAAACUCCGGAAUGCGGAACAUACAUUUUUCUUGUACACUUACGCAAGUAAUCUUUUUGAGCUGUUCGUUUCCCUCUUACGUUUAAUGUAUCAAUGAUUUGUCUCAAAAUGGGUGAAUUCCACGAAAUUUGUAGUUACCUCAGCGUCAAUGGUUAUUUAAAUUUUCAAUUUUUUUUCGUAGUGAAUGCGCUUGAAGUGUCAGUGAAAUUACUGUGUUUCGGUUGAUGCGCCUCCUUUCUUACCGAUCGGGAAUUUUAAUUUUCUUCUUGAUUCCGGGAUUUUGUUUCGAAUGUAGGGAUAUUGUGGUGAAGAAGGAAACAGGUUAUCUUUUUAAAAAAA
Molecule: messenger RNA, 4413 nt
Organism: Notodromas monacha
Lineage: Eukaryota; Metazoa; Arthropoda; Ostracoda; Podocopida; Cyprididae
Source: the annotation of a GenBank genome assembly